GCGUAAGCGCGAGCCGUCUACGUCAUUGUCCUGCGUCUCUUAGCUGUUACUUCGACUUCUCUUGAAGAUGUCUAACAGAAUUAUAGCAUUGUGAAAGAGAACAGCAACACUAAAUAUAUAUAUCGCUACUAGAAAGUAAUUUUGCAGGCAGGAAGUUUUUUUUUUUUUAUAUAUUUUUCCAAUAUCUAUUUUUUAUGGAGCAGUUCUGAAGUUGGUGAAAUUUCUCCUUAUAUCAAAAAGCUUUAAACAGAAGAUUUCACUAGACUAUAUAUAUAUAUACAUGAGAAAAUGGCUGAUGCCGAAGAAGUGAUAGAUAGCUACCGUUCGUCUCUUGCUGACUUGACGAUUAAUAGCAAGCCACUAAUCAGUAUGUUGACCAUGCUUGCCGAAGAUCAUAUCCAGUAUGCCCAACACAUCGUUCAGCUGAUCGAGCAGCAUUUACAAAAGGUGAAACCAUCACAGAAAUUGCCAGUUCUAUAUUUGAUUGAUUCGAUAAUAAAGAAUCUGGAUGAUUGUGAAUAUCCUCAGCUUUUCAGCAAAAAUAUAGUUGCUAUAUUUUGUGAUACUUUUGAAAAGGUGGAUGAAAAAACCAGAGGAUCCAUGUACAAACUUAGACAGACUUGGCAGAUGUUUUUCCCUAACCAGAAACUAUAUGCACUUGAUAUGCGCGUGAACAUGUUGGAUCCAGCUUGGCCCAUCAUCGCAGAUCCUCCUGGACAAGGAAACAUACAUGUGAACCCAAGAUUUUUAGUCCAGAAAGAGGAAGAAAGAAAACCUGUUGAGCAACCAGAAACUUUGAUGAGAAAACAGUUGAUAGCUAAGCAGCAAGAAUUACUGGGAAUAUUGCAGCAGCAGGUGGACCAUGACUCAACAGAGCCUUCAGCUAAUUCACCAGAACGUAUCAACAAGCACCAGGACAAUGACUUCUCUGUGAUUAACGAUUCAUCAAAUGCACCAGUUUCCAAAAAAGCUAAAUUGCCUUUACCUAAAACCGAUUUUGUAGCAUCACGUGAUCAAAAGAUUAAUAAUAGGCAAGAUAAUACAAGCUUGAUACAGACUACCCCUUCUGUAACACUAUCUGCCAAAGCCAGAGACCCACGUCUAGCCAGAGAUCCGCGCUUAGCAUCUAGAGAUCCUAGGAUUCAAACUAUUAGUCGCAAAAACAAAGAGGAGUCUAAUAACACGGGAGCAGCUGAAAAGGAGUCUGCAAAUACAAACACUCUUGUUCUCAAAUAUAGUUUACCAUCUAAUAUGCAUAAUUUCGAUGCUGGUGUGUCUCCCUGUCAUACAAUUCCUGUCUCUAGAGACACACAGAGGCUAGAGAUUACUCCCAAAAUAGCUAUUGAUGAUUCAAAUGCCAUUAAAAAGAAAUUGCCAAAGGGUGAGAUAGAUGCUACAAAUGAACAGAUGUUUUUACCUAGCCUUCCUUGUGAUUCAGAAGUAAGACAUCCAACAAGUAUUUCUUCAGUUCCUGAUAGACUUUUAGGUAAAACCAAUUCUGGAAAUUUCAUGGAAUUAAGUGCCACUGAAGAUUCAAGGUUUUCUUCUGAAGGCUCAUCGAUGGAUGUGACACCACAGCCAUCAAACACUGUUACACCUCAUUCAGCUCUCAGUAGUUCUAAAUUAGGUGAGGAAUCUGUUGAUUUAAUAAACAAGCCUAUACAGUUUUCUGGAGAUUAUCUCAAAGCAGAUACUUGCAUUCCAAGUAAAACACUAAGUGAAGAAGACAAGCAUAGUGAUAAAUACCAGACUGGUGAUAAGAUACGAUCUUCGUCGAGGGAUCGACAAAAGGCCGGUGAUGAUGGGGACAAAUGCCGUAGACGGGAUGACCGAGAGAAUUUGCGCGAACAUGGUCGUCACAGUCGAGACUUUAGAGGUAGUCGGCGUGGUGAACGUCGGGAGGAUGAUACACGAAGAUUUGGUGAUAAGGAUGAAGAUAGGCGUAAUCGACACCGAGAGGAUGAAUAUCGUGACCGUAACACAGAUAGGUUUGGGCGUGAGCGACGUAGUAAAGAUAGGUUUUCUAGUCGGUACAGAGAUCGCUAUGAUGAUGAUGACCAUGAGAGAUCUAGAUGGCGAAGAGGUAGAGACCGAUCUCCUUUUCGGCGUUCGCCUGAGUCAAGUGGUGCACGUAAUUGGCAUCAGGAAGAAAGGAAAUAUAAAGAUCAAAGAUCUGACAUGUGGAAAAACUCUGUAGAUGGGCAUAUGUCUCACAAUGAUAAUAAUGACCAGAUGUCUUCAAAAGGGAAUCAAAUGCGUCGCAGUCCAAAUCAUAGCAAGUCUAUCUCUAGCAAUAGUAGGCAUGAUAAUUCUGGUCCCAAGGAAAGUCUUAAUGGGAAAUCAUCUGAUGAGAAAAAUCUUAAGAGAGAUAGGGAUUAUAGAGAGGUCUCCCUAGUAAAUGCAUCUGAGUGUGGCUUGUCAGGACCAACUAGUCAAAAGCAAAUUUGUCCAGAUCCAGGAAUUGAUGUGCCAGAGUCUUCCAGUACAAAAGAAGAUUUAAGUGAUUUAUUUGGUAAAGAAGAUCAAGAUUACAGAGUACCACCUAGCAGAAUGAAUGAUCACCACGUCCCGUUUAUGAGAAGUGGUAGUCACUCAGGUUGGGCAAAAUUCAAAGCAGAUCAUCCUGAUAACUUUGCAGAGGAAAAUGAUGCAUGUACAACUCCAAAGGAUAUUGAUGAACGCUACAAAGAUGUUGAUAUGCGUUGGAAUUCAGGUCAGAGGCCCGGCUGCUUGCAGAAUGCAUUUAAAUCUCCAUAUUCUGGAAGAACAUUAGAUUCUGCUACGAGAAAUGAACAUACUAACUUAAUUAUAGGUGCAGCGAAACUAGCUCAGUCAGGCAAAUUGUCUCAUGAAGAGCAUCAGUUAUUUCUAAAGCAAAUUGGUAAUUUGCAGAAUACUUAUGAUAAGUCUAGUAAAGAUCUUGAUCAUUAUGAAGAUGGUCAAAAUUUUGAUCAAAGGUCCCAUGACAUUAAAAACUACCAUGUACAUGAUCAGAUAAAAUCAAACAAGUGGGUGUCAGAAAUAAAUUCUGACGUUAAUUCCCACAGUCCUCAAAGAGAUACAUCCCAUUUAUUUCUCUCUAAUCAUCAUCAAGAUGCUGAUAUGAGAAAUCAAGUUAAUGAAAUGCCUCCAUGUAUUGUCCCACUUUCUAACCAACCACAUCCAGUCCACUCCAAUAAUGCACCUUGGGGUCCAGGUCCAUUAAUGCAACCUGAUUUGGUAGAUCCACGAUGGAAAGGAAAUGCAGUUGUAAUGGAUAGUGAAAUGUCUGAAGUUGUGAUUGACCAUAAACCUUAUGAAGUUGUACUCAAUGGAAAGCGUCGAAAAAUUAGGUUGCAUGGAAAAGUAUUUGAAAUGUUUGCUGAUGGUAGAGAAAGAGCUAUAUCAAUAAACAACCACUUAUAUUACCGAUUUGGUGAGGAUACUAAAGAUGUACAAAUUGAUGGUCGCUGGCACAGAAUACAUUAUCAGGGCCAACCUAAACAUUUAUGGAUUGAUGGACAAAGUUUUGAGGUACGAGUAGAUGCACCACCAAGGCGCAUUGUUCUUAACAAAGUUGAACACUUUCUACACAUUGAUGGAAGAGAUAUGAUGAUUUUUGUUGAUAGAGUAAAACAGGGCAUAUUUGGUGGACCAACAAGGAGUAUAUUUAUUAACAAUAUUUGCCAUGAAAUACGUUUUGAUCCUCCACCAAGGCAAAUUUUGAUUGAUAGUAAGCAAUGUGAAUUAAAAUUGAACUGCCGUAUACCUUUUGUUGUUAUUGAUGGCAAACCACAUGGUAUCAGGUUUGAUGGUCCAGAUCGGGAAAUUAUCAUAGACGAAACUCCAUACAUGGUUCCACUUGAUAAACCAAUUAAAAUUCGUCUUGGCAAACGUCCUCAUUUUCUUGCAUUUGGUGGCCCUGCACAUGAAGUUAUUAUUGAUGGUAAAUGGUUUGAAGUUCGAUUUGACGGUCCACCAGUAGAAAUACAUCUUGGUAACAGAACACACACUGUCAUGCUGAAAGGGGCCUCUCCUACAGUAAAAAUUCUCGGAGAGUUGCCUAUUACCCCUGAACCUAAUAGACCACAAUUUACUUUUGGUAAUUCAAAUAUGUUUGCUCCGGCACCUCUAGUUAAUAACUUUAAUCGACCAAGAGUACCAGAUAACUUUCAGCCAAGACCUCCACAUUGGGAUGUUACUUUUGAAAGGAGACAAAAUCAACCAGACACAAUGACAAUGAUUCGACCAUCUCAUUUCCCACCAGAGAGACCUUUGGAAGGUUUACGGUUCCCAACAAUAUCUCCCAUCAUUGGGUCAACUUCUGUACAACCACUUCCAGCUCCCAGUUUAAUGAAUAGUGGCCAGCCACCAUUUUAUCCCAACAUGGCAGGAACUAUCGCUAUCCCACCACUAUCAACCCUUCCUCCAGGUUUAGGUCCAGUUCCAACACCUGCACCUCCACAUCAGUUUCCACAAAUUACUUUUACAACAGCUGGCUUCGGAAAUAUCUCUACUCCUGCCAUAUCAUCUAUUCCAGUUACUCAAACUGCUCUUGCAACAGCCAAUAUUGUUUCUAACACUGUACCUGCUCCACCUCUCACAGUAAAUGCUCCUACAUUGUUACCAGGCCUAGCAUCCCUUCCUUCAGCACUCAACAAAAUAGGUCCACCUCCUAAUAAUUUAUUAACAGUCAAUCAACCCCAGCCAGUAACACAGCCUAUUGAUGUUGCAACUCUCUUCCAAAAACUUGUCAGUGUGGGUAUUAUUCCAAAUAAUGCUGUCAAAAAAGAAAAGGAAGAGCCACCUGAAAAGGAAAAAGAACCAGAACCUGAAGUUGUUCCAGAUUUAACUGAUUUCAAAACUGCUGAAUUAAAAAUAAAAUAUGUACAGUUUAUUAAUGAGAUAUAUGAUGGCAUCCAGUGUUCUUCAUGUGGUAUACGGUUCACCGUUGAUGAUACAGAGAAAUAUCGAGAACAUCUUGACUGGCAUUUUCGGCAAAACAAAAAAGAAAAAGAUGAUUAUAAAGUUGCUAAAUACAGGAAAUGGUAUUAUGAGAUUAAUGAAUGGAUCCAGUAUGAAGAAAUUCAAGAUGAUGAAGAGAAAAAUCGCAGCAACUUUUUUGAAAAUAUGCUGAAUUCUGUUCAAGAACCAUCAUUUGUUGGAGCUCAAGGAAAUAAGGUUUUGCAAUGUCCAGCUGCCACUGGAAAUGACACAGAUGAUGUCUGUGAUAUUUGUAGUGAUCCUUUUGAACAGUUUUGGAAUGAAGAUGAAGAAGAAUGGCAUUUAAGAAAUGCUAUACGUGUGGAGGGAAAGACUUACCAUCCUGUUUGCUAUGAAGAUGUAAAAGAGAAUAUUGAACAAACAUCAGCAGAUGUCUCUUUAGAUACACCAGAAAAAAAUCCUCUUGAAGAACAACUUUCCAGCUCUGCACCAAAAACCGAUGUUGCUACAGCUGAAAGUACAACAAGUGAAUCACCAUCAUCCACUACAGUAACUGCUGCGACUACUUCAGUAAAAACUGAAGAUUCAAGUGAAAUUUCUGCAGAAUCAACGACAGCUUUAGUAGAAGUAACAACAGCUGUGGUAUCUAGUACUAAUACAGCUACCACAUUGGAUUCUAACAUCACAGCUCAACCUAUCACCACAAUUGUUAGUUCUUCUGGGUUAAAACAAUCCAGUCUGUAGAACGGUUUCCUUUAGUGACAUAAGAACAUUUCUGAUGCCUACACCAUUAUUUCUCUGCUGGCAAGAAAUACCUUCAUAAAAAUGAUGCGCAUCAGUGCUAUUUAAUUCAUCUCUCAAGGACAAUGCUGUUCGUUAACUACUGUUUAAAAACCAUAUAUCCCAUUUGAAGUCAUCUUUUUUCUUCGUCUUCCCUCUUUCUCUUCUGAAGCAUUCACAAUGUCUGCCUGAAGUAUACCUUUAGAGUAAGAGGUGAGAAAAUUGUAUGGUUGUUAAGUGUUUACUUCUGUUUUCUGGCCAAUGUAUAAAUAUGAGUUGCUUAUUUAUGUCAAGGCCAAUGUGAUACAUGUUACUGUGAUGAAUAUUCCAAGGAAAGGGCUGUGAUACAUAUUUCUUCCAUGGCAGCAGUGUAAACGGGUAAAUUAAUAAAACCAAUUAUGAAAGAAAAGGAA
This is a messenger RNA of Octopus sinensis (East Asian common octopus), 6116 nucleotides long. RefSeq names its product pre-mRNA cleavage complex 2 protein Pcf11. The record is from RefSeq and is a predicted model, not a curated record. Gene Ontology annotation, molecular function: mRNA binding; RNA polymerase II complex binding. Gene Ontology annotation, cellular component: cytoplasm; mRNA cleavage factor complex. Gene Ontology annotation, biological process: termination of RNA polymerase II transcription. Bases 289 to 5667 code for a protein of 1792 amino acids. Lineage: Eukaryota; Metazoa; Mollusca; Cephalopoda; Octopoda; Octopodidae. The transcript has 15 exons.